AUGUCGGCCUCGUCUAGCGUCUUUGACUUUGUCGAGGAGCACGGCCGCACCUGGCACCGGUAUCACGAGGGCAAGUACAUGCUUCCCAACGACAUCCCUGAGCAGGAGAGGCUGGAUCUCGAGCACCCCGAGAGCGACGUCCUCGGUACCGACCUCAGCCCUAUCCAGCCCGAGUACGUCCCGCCCAACUGCAGGUUCGAGAUCGACGACGCCGAGGAUGACUGGGUCUUCAGUCACAAGUUCGACUACAUUCACGCCAGGUACAUGACAGGCGCCUUUCAUGUCUCCAAGUUCCCAGACAUCUUCCGCAUGUGCUACGAGAACACCAACCCCGGCGGCUGGGUCGAGUUUCAGGAUUACUAUGCCAAGUUCCAGUGCGUCGACAACUCACUGGCCGGCACUGCCCUCGAGAUGUGGAACAACUGCCUUCUCGAGGGCGUAAAGAGGAUGGGCAAAAGCGGCGUCUCGUGCGCAAAGUACAAGAGCCAGAUGAUCGACGCUGGCUUUGUCGAUGUCGUCGAGAAAAAGUUCGCCCUGCCCGGCAACCCCUGGGCGAAAGGAGAGGACCAGAAGAUGCUUGGGAGCAUGCAGAUGGAGAACAUCCUGGAUGGUAUCCACGGCAUGUCCAUAGGCCUGUUUACGAAAGUGCUGGGGAUGUCGGUCGAGGAGGUCGAGCUGAUGCUCGUCGACGUGAGGAAGGAUCUACGGAAUACCAAGAUUCACUUCUACUACAUCGUGUAA
Cryphonectria parasitica EP155 is the source of this 741-nucleotide messenger RNA. RefSeq lists its product as uncharacterized. The transcript has 2 exons. The record is from RefSeq and is a predicted model, not a curated record. Bases 1 to 741 code for a protein of 246 amino acids. Lineage: Eukaryota; Fungi; Ascomycota; Sordariomycetes; Diaporthales; Cryphonectriaceae.